Messenger RNA from Cercocebus atys (sooty mangabey), 804 nucleotides. RefSeq names its product aldo-keto reductase family 1 member C3. Gene Ontology annotation, cellular component: cytosol. Gene Ontology annotation, molecular function: aldose reductase (NADPH) activity; ketosteroid monooxygenase activity; bile acid binding. The transcript is spliced from 6 exons. Lineage: Eukaryota; Metazoa; Chordata; Mammalia; Primates; Cercopithecidae. The record is from RefSeq and is a predicted model, not a curated record. Gene Ontology annotation, biological process: progesterone metabolic process; doxorubicin metabolic process; daunorubicin metabolic process. Bases 75 to 758 code for a protein of 227 amino acids.
UUCCUGCCCAUUGCUUUUGUAAUCUCUGAGGGGAAGAAGCAGCAAAUAUUUGCUAGUCAGACAAGUGACAGGAAAUGGAUUCCAAACACCAGCGUGUGAAGCUAAAUGAUGGCCACUUCAUGCCUGUAUUGGGAUUUGGCACCUAUGCACCUCCAGAGGUUCCCAGAAGUAAAGCUUUGGAGGUCACAAAAUUAGCAAUAGAAGCUGGGUUCCGCCAUAUAGAUUCUGCUCAUUUGUACAAUAAUGAGGAGCAGGUUGGACUGGCCAUCCGAAGCAAGAUUGCAGAUGGCAGUGUGAAGAGAGAAGACAUAUUCUACACUUCAAAGCUUUGGUCCACUUUUCAUCGACCAGAGUUGGUCCAACCAGCCUUGGAAAACUCACUGAAAAAAGCUCAACUGGACUAUGUUGACCUCUAUCUCAUCCAUACUCCAAUGUCUCUAAAGCCAGGUGAGGAACUUUCACCAACAGAUGAAAAUGGAAAACUGAUAUUUGACAUAGUGGAUCUCUGUACCACUUGGGAGGCCAUGGAGAAGUGUAAGGAUGCAGGUUUGGCCAAGUCCAUCGGGGUGUCAAACUUCAACCGCAGGCAACUGGAGAUGAUCCUCAACAAGCCAGGACUCAAGUACAAGCCCGUCUGCAACCAGGUAGAAUGUCAUCCGUAUUUCAACCAGAGUAAAUUGCUAGACUUCUGCAAGUCAAAAGAUAUUGUUCUGGUUGCCUAUAGUGCUCUGGGAUCUCAGCGAGACAAACGAUGGUAAUAAAACACAAUGGGACCUUUACAUAAACCUCCAUUUUGCAGAAAAU